AUGGGAAAGAAGCGAAAAAUUGAUAGUGAAUGCAGAAAACUUAAAGAUCAGUGGAACAUUCAAUAUUUCGUAAUUGAGUCCAGUAACAAGGCGCUAUGUUUGAUUUACAAUGAAAGCAUAGCUGUUCUCAAAGAAAAUAACAUUAAACGUCAUUAUAAAACAGAACAUUCUCAAAAUUACUCAAAAUAUACCGGAAGUUUGCAGACAGAAAAAUUCGAAGCUAUGAUGCGCGGAUUGAAAUCGCAGCAAUCUUCAUUAACAAAAGUUGCAAAACGUGGAAAACCAUUCACCGAUGGAGAAAUGAUCAAAGAAUGCAUAAUUGCAGUAGCCGAAGAAAUGGGCCCUGAAAAGGUAAAUUUAUUAAAAACUGUCAGUAUGUGGCUCGAAGGGUAG
This is a messenger RNA of Diorhabda sublineata, 393 nucleotides long. RefSeq names its product general transcription factor II-I repeat domain-containing protein 2-like. Lineage: Eukaryota; Metazoa; Arthropoda; Insecta; Coleoptera; Chrysomelidae. The transcript has a single exon. Bases 1 to 393 code for a protein of 130 amino acids. The record is from RefSeq and is a predicted model, not a curated record.